CGCGCGCGGCCGGCUGAGAGCGGCCGGGCACGGGGUGGGCGGAGCGGUGGGCGCAGUGGGUGUCCGAGGCAGUAGGAAGCCGAGCGGGUCCGUCUGGGCCGCAGCGGCCGAGGUUAGGCUCUCUCUCUCCCCUCUAGCCCCAGCCGGCUGUCCGGAGAGCUCUGGAAGGGGGCCGGGGGGACCCGCCCCCGGCCGGCCGCAGUCAUGAACUCCAACGUAGAGAACCUGCCUCCCCACAUCAUCCGCCUGGUGUACAAGGAAGUGACCACCCUGACCACAGACCCACCUGAUGGCAUCAAGGUCUUUCCCAACGAGGAAGACCUCACCGACCUGCAGGUCACCAUCGAGGGCCCUGAGGGGACCCCAUACGCCGGAGGUCUAUUCCGUAUGAAACUCCUACUGGGGAAGGACUUUCCUGCCUCCCCACCCAAGGGCUACUUCCUGACUAAGAUCUUCCACCCAAAUGUGGGUGCCAAUGGUGAAAUCUGUGUCAACGUGCUCAAGAGGGACUGGACUGCUGAGCUGGGCAUCCGACACGUCCUGCUGACCAUCAAGUGCCUGCUGAUCCACCCUAACCCUGAGUCUGCACUCAACGAGGAAGCUGGCCGCCUGCUCCUGGAAAACUAUGAGGAGUAUGCUGCCCGGGCCCGUUUGCUCACAGAAAUCCACGGUGGUGCAGGCGGGCACAGCAGUGGAAGGCCUGAUGCCAGCCGGGCCUUGACCAGUGGUACUGCGGCUUCUUCCACUGACACCAUGGUCCCUGGGGCCCUUGGAGGAGCGGAGGGUCCCAUGGCUAAGAAGCAUGCAGGUGAGCGAGAUAAGAAGCUGGCGGCCAAGAAAAAGACGGACAAGAAGCGGGCGCUCAGGAGGCUGUAGUGGGUUCUUCCUCCCACCCCUGACCCAACUCUUCCCCCACUUGUUCCUUCCCUCCCACUCUGUCUCUAAGUUAUUUAAAUUAUGGCUGGGCUGGGGAGGGCUGAGGGGGGCACUGGGACCUGGAUUUGUUUUUCUAAAUAAAGUUGGAAAAGCAACUUC
Messenger RNA from Perognathus longimembris pacificus (Pacific pocket mouse), 1035 nucleotides. It is a transcript of the gene Ube2s, whose product is annotated as ubiquitin conjugating enzyme E2 S. The coding region runs from base 205 to 876 and encodes 223 amino acids. NCBI's taxonomy places the organism in Eukaryota, Metazoa, Chordata, Mammalia, Rodentia, Heteromyidae. The record is from RefSeq and is a predicted model, not a curated record. The transcript is spliced from 4 exons.